Molecule: messenger RNA, 327 nt
Organism: Suillus bovinus
Lineage: Eukaryota; Fungi; Basidiomycota; Agaricomycetes; Boletales; Suillaceae
Exons: 1
Coding region: 1-327 (108 amino acids)
Source: RefSeq, a predicted model, not a curated record
AUGGCGUUAGCGACAGAGCGGCACAUCAGGCCAGUAGCAUUUUCGCCAGAUGAGACUGGUAUUACUGGGCCUGAUCCUCGAGAUGAAGUUACUUUACAUCAGCCCGGACUAGUCCCAGACCACCUGGGGGCGCUCGACGAAAACGCGCUCGUCGUUGAGUCUUCGUUCGCAAUGCCAAAUAAUCGAAAAGGCGUUUCAACCCAUCUCUUGACUGCCGCCCGAACUGCGGGCUUGGAAAUUGUCGACCCUGCAAAUUUCUCGGAUAUAGAAGAACUAUUGACAUCGAAGGCAGAGAAGCGGGUACUGGACGUGGACCUUCCAUUUUGA